This is a messenger RNA of Apis laboriosa (Himalayan honeybee), 3231 nucleotides long. RefSeq lists its product as uncharacterized. The record is from RefSeq and is a predicted model, not a curated record. Lineage: Eukaryota; Metazoa; Arthropoda; Insecta; Hymenoptera; Apidae. The coding region runs from base 619 to 3150 and encodes 843 amino acids. The transcript is spliced from 15 exons. Gene Ontology annotation, biological process: signal transduction.
AGUAAAAAUUAUUUGGUUAUAUAUUUAUUUCUUUUAAUAAAAAGAAUUCUUACUUACAUAUGUAAGUAUACAUAUGUAAUCGCGCAUGCGUAAUUAUCAAAAUAUCAUUGCUUAUCGGCUGUGAUAGUGAAUGAUGAAUGAUGACUGAUCACUGAUCAUUAAUAAAAAGUCUAGGUUUAAACUGAAGUGAUUGCAAGAUGAGUAUUUUUUUUAUAUGUAUUUAAUUUGUUAUUAUGUUUAUUAUAUAAAUAAACGAUAUAUUUAUCAUUACAUACUUAUAAAGUAUUUAAAAAUAUUAUAUUUGUAUUUAAUAUUUGACAAAAUAUUAUUUAUUUAUAAAUAAAUCAAUUGGUUUCUUUUAAAUAUUAUUUUGCUAGUUUAAAACUCUCAAAUGAACGAAAGUUGUAUCUAAGAGAAAUUUAAUGCUCUAUUAAAUUACUUAAUAGUAACCAAUCAGACAAUUUGAAUCUGUUUGCUCUCCCCUUCUUUCUAAUUUGAUAUACGGAUAUAAGUCUCUUCAGAAGUCCGUAGUUUUGAUAAGUUAAAUAUAAUAUCUUUUAUUAUUAAAAGUGAUAAAUAAAUAAUUUUUAAAGGUUUCUAACAAUAUAACAUAUAAUUAUGGAAAAGAAAACUUCUAUGAAAUCUACUCAUUGGAUAUUGCAACCAUGGAGUCUUCUGUUUCUUAUUUUAAUUCAAUUUUUAGUACAAUUUUUAACAUCUACCUAUCUUUAUACUUAUGUGGCUCAUGUGGAAACAAAUAUUCUUAUUAUGCAAAAACAAGACUUUUUAGAAAGUGAAAAAUUGAUACGAAGAAAACGAAGUAGUGCAUUACCUGUGACAGAAGAUAAUAAAGUUUCAGAUACAUCCAGAAUUUGGCAAGAAAAAGAUACAUUAAAAGAAUCUAAAAAAGUAACUUCAUCCCCCAUAGCAAAGUCAGCAUCUUCUCCAAUUACUCCUAUCGGACAUGAUUGGGUAUGGUUAAAUGCAGAUACUCGUGUACAGCUUGAUGCAAUUGAAAAUUUUUGUCGAUCAUCAAUGAAAUACUGUCCACCAGGAUUACCAGGAGCACCAGGAAGUCCAGGUGCUCCUGGAGAACCAGGUAUUUCUGGAUUACAAGGUCCAAAAGGAUCACCUGGUUUGACUGGUCCUUCUGGUCCUCGUGGACCAAAAGGUGAUAUAGGACCUUCUGGCUUUGAUGGAAGAGAUGGAAUCCCGGGAGAACCUGGUCUUGAUGGAAUUCCUGGACGUAGUGGUUUAGAUGGAUUACCUGGAAUAAAUGGUAAACCAGGAUUAAAUGGAUCUCCUGGUCGGCCUGGACGUAAUGGUACAGAUGGAAGGCCAGGUCAAAUGGGACCACAAGGACCACCUGGACCGCGUGGAGAAAUGGGUCCUCCUGGUAGACCAGGCUUACCAGGACAAGAUGGCAAACCAGGGAUAACAGCCUGGAAGGUGAACAUGAAUAAUUAUAAUACAGAUGAUUUAUUAAUUCCUCCUUCUAUAUUGGAUGAUCGAAUGUUACCUGUAACAUUAAAUUCUACUGGAAUAAUUUCUGUUUAUGAAGGGACAAAUUUGCGAUUAAAAUGUGCAGCAAGUGGUAAACCUGAACCUAUUGUUCAAUGGUUUAGAAGUGAUGGUAUUGUCAUUCCUAUAGGAUCUUGGCAUGUGACUUCUAUAAUUGGACAUAUAUUUAAUAUCAGCGUAGUUAAUCGAGAACAUAUGGGAGAGUAUACUUGUGUCGCUGAUAAUGGAGUUCCACCUAGAGCAUUUAAAAAAUUUAAACUUCAAGUUAAAUUUUCUCCUUUUAUUCGAAUACGUAAUCAAAUGAUUCAUGUACGUAGUCAAAACAUUGCAGUUUUAGAAUGCGAAGUUGAGGCAUUUCCAGAACCAAUUACUUAUUGGGAACGUGAAGAUGGUCGUCGUCUUAAAAUGUCCGACAAAUACAGAUUUGAAAUUCAUGAUAGAAAAGACAUGUAUAAACUUAAAAUGCGUUUGAAGAUUACAAAGAUAACAUCAGCUGAUCAUGGUACCUAUUAUUGUGUUGUUAAAAAUGAUGUUGAUACUACUAAAGGUUCUUUUAUAGUUAAUGAUAUUUUAGAUGAUAUAAAAAAUAUGGAAAAAUCAAAAAUAGGAAAACAGCAAUAUAUUACAUAUGGAAAGCCAGCACCACAACAUGUUGAUUUAGAAGAACUUUGUGCACCACAUGAAACUUGUGCUGCUUGUCCUGUUUUAAGAUGUACUUUUACAGAUAUCGCUGAAUAUUUAAAUAUUCAACCACUGAAAAAUGUUACUUUUAGUGGACUUCCACCAAGAUUAGCAGAUGGUAUAAUAGAAGCAGUAGGAAAACCAGUUUUAAAAGGUACUAUGGAUGAUCAUUAUGGAAGUUGGAUGCAUGACACAUCUAAAUCUGAUAUUUAUCCGGAAAAACUUUGGGUUACUCGAAAAAAUGAAACUUCUUUUAUUUUUGAAUAUAAAUCAAAAGAUCAUUUUAAAAAUGCCAGUUCAUAUUCUAUUGCAUUACCAUAUCCAUUUCAAGGAAAUGGACAUGUAGUAUAUAAUAGAUCUUUUUUUUAUAAUCCUAUAAAUCGAUCUUCAAUUUUUCGUUUUAAUCUCCAUUCUAUUUCUGAUCAAGUAUGUGAUAAAGAAUUUUCACGAUGUGAAUUACAUCUUCCAGGAUUAUUAGUAAAUACAAAAAAUUAUUUAUAUACACCGAAUCAUAAUUUUAAUUAUGUUGAUUUCAAUGUAGAUGAAAAUGGAUUAUGGGUAAUAUAUGGAUUACCAUCAAAUAAUACAGUAGUCAUAAAAAUGGAUGCAAUUAACAUGAAUAUUCAACAUGCAUGGAAUAUUAGUAUAGACAAUCAUAAAUUUGGAGAAAUGUUUAUUGCUGGAGGAGUGCUUUAUGCUGUCCAUAGUGUUACAGAAGAAACAAUGAAAAUAAGGUUGGCUUUUGAUCUAUAUAAAAAUAUUACAAUACCCGUUCAUUUAUCAUUCACAAAUCCUUAUCAUAAAACUACAGCAGUCAGUUAUAACCAUAAGACAAAAGAACUUUAUACUUGGAAUAAAGGAAAUCAAUUAGCCUAUCCUAUAAAAUAUCAGGGUUUCACAAAUGCUACAAUAAAAGAAGAUAUGAGGGGUACAGAAAUUGGAAUUUAAAAUUAGUAUUAAAAUGACAUUGAAAAAUAAUGAAAUGUAUGUUUUGUCCUUUAAUUUUUUAUUAAUGUACUAAUAUAAAAG